CUGUUUAAAACAUUGCUGUCAAGGUCGCACACGCUGCGAAACCGGAAAGCUCGUCUUCCCAACCUCAAAUUUGUUUGUGUAUGAUCUCCAGUCUUCCUUUUGCUAGCUCAUUGCCCUCGUGCAAGUCCGAUCGAAAGGUUGUCUUUCAGCAGUGUCCCUCUCACCCCCACCCCUUUUCUUCGUUUAACAGAGCUUCGUUCACGCCAGCUCACAUUUUGGCAUGAACAAUGAUAAUUUUAACCGAUACAUUCCAUCGCUUCAUCAUGGAAGUGAUUUAUUUUUCCCUCCAUUGAUGGGUUUGGAGCAAGAAGAGUUUCCUUUUACUUCUUACUACUCGUCAAUUCACAACAAUUCUAUGAGCAAUAAUAAUCAAAACUUGUACCGGCCUUAUGACAUUGAAAGUUCUCAGAGCAGUAAGAUCUGUGAAGUCACAAAUGGCGUCGGUGUGGUCCACAGCAGUGCGGGGUCCUUGGGCAAUCGCAACGUGCUCGGGAACAGCAGCAAUGCCUUCGCGGAUUUUAACGAGACAACCUCUGCCUGGCCCCACUUUCCCGACCUCAGUUAUUCUCACCAUUCACAUUUUGACAAUGCCAACUACUGGCCUCAGCUCUUUCAGCACAAUAGUAAUAUUUCAGAGCCAAUAAAUGUCCACAAUCUGCGACAUCCCUCACCACCUUCCAACGACCCUUUACUAUUCUGUCUAUCUGAAGAUGAUAGCAGCGGAUCUAUGUACGAAAUAGAUGUUGAACGUUCACAAUCAACCUCUCCUGAAGUCAUCCAAGCUACUCCUAUACCUCCUACAUUUACCAGCGAUUUGUUUUUAUCUCAACAAAAUUACCAACAACCCGCGUCUGUCUCCAACGAUAGUCAUCAAAAGCGUCAACUCCCGAUUCGGCCGAUACCUCUACAAGCUAGCGUAGUACACCCAACUCAGAAUUAUCCCUUCAUUUGUCCUGAAUGCGGCCAUUAUUGUUGUUCCUCCGGUGGACUUAAACGACAUUUGAAAUUCUGCCAUGUUGUUCGGGCAAAACUUAAAAACAAGAAUAACGCUAAUCAUGCAGAAAGAACAGAAGAGUCUGAAUCUACAUUUCGUUAUCCGUACCACGUGGAUUCAAGGCCAGACAAUAACAUCGUAAGAGCUACACCACAGACAGCGACCGAUGGAAUUCAAUGUGAACCAAUGAACUUAGGCAUGAAUAAUUUAUUCACUGGAGGUCCUUCGUUAUCUGAAGAAAACAACAACAUUAUUCAAAGCCAAAGUAUCUCAGCAUAUCCCACUGUUUCGGAAACUGCCAUGCCGACUUUGGUGCCGAUAGUCCUGCCAAUACCAGAUGUUCAAGAUCCUCUAGAAUUGCCUAUUAUGAGUGAUUUCGUUGCUAGCGGACGAGAUCGAAAAUGUUCCGAGUGCCCGGUUAUUCUGCAUAGCGAAAAAGCACUAGUCGAGCAUCUCCUUUCUCACAAUAUUCGUCAACCUUAUGAGUGCGAAACUUGCGGGAGCCGAUUUAGUCGCAAAUUUCACAAGACUCGCCACAUGAAGCAGCGAGGCUGUGAUGGAACUCCCCGAAAUCAGUUUAACUGCGAGUUUUGCGGACAGCAUUUUUCACGGAAGGACAACAUGCUUGAACACGUUAAAAGUCACAUGGGCCAAAAGAAAAAGAGGGUCAAGUUGUCCUGUCCUAUCCCAAAAUGCGAGAAAACGUUUAGUGGUAAACCCCAGUUGCAGGCUCAUCUCAGCGUCCAUUCUGGCUUGCGUCCUUACAAUUGUAGUUUCGACGACUGUAAGAAAAACUUUCCUUCCCCUGCUGCUUUGAAGAGACAUCUGCACAACCACAAUCAAGAGAAUCCGUUCCAAUGCCCUCAGUGUGACGCCCGCUUCGUAGCCAUACAUUCUCUUAACCGUCAUAUCAAAAUUCACGAUGACAAAGGAUCCAUUAAGACGUAUGAAAGCCAACAAAAGCCAUUGGAUGAUCACAUCAAAGCACAUCUAUCCGAGGAAUCGUUUGAAUGCGAAAUCUGCUUUCGAACUUACAAGCGAAUCUGGCGACUUAAAAAUCACUAUAGGCAAAAGCAUCAUGGAUACCUCUAUGACAAGCCGAAUUCGAUAGUUGCGGAAUCAACCUUACCCAAUGUGGAAGAAAAUUCGCUCACUUAUCCUCACGCGUGUGACAAAUGUCCAAGGAAAUUCGACAAGAAGCAGGCAUUGCAAGCCCAUUAUGUGACCCACAUUCAAGAAACUUCACUGAUGUGCACCAAAUGUUCUCGUGUCUACAUUAGACGAGAUUGUUUGUCACGUCACCUAAGAUUUAAGCACCAGCUAUCGUCCGAGGAGGCUUUAGAGACUAUAAAAAAUAUGAACCCGAGAAUAUUUCAAGAUGAGCCAGUCGCCAGUCUUACUGAUGUUAGCCUCGUGGACAUGAGCGCUCGCAGUUCUAGCAAUGAAAUUGCUAAUGAACCACAAAAUGAAAGUUCUGCAUUGGUUGGAGAAAUUGAUGCUGAAGGUAAUUCCAGCAUUUUAGAAGGUCACAUCAUUGAGCUGCUAAGUCUACUAGUUGAUUCUGGCGUGUUGCGCAGCUUUGGUUGGCCGGAUUACAGCGCCGAUACAAUACUUCAAUCUGUGCUAGUGAAGUGUGGCAAGGAACCCUUGACGCAGCCUGACAUUAGCCUUGUUCAGCGUUUACGAGAUAAUACCAAAAGACUCUUUUCUUUCUUGGUGGACGAUCAAAUUGCCAUGGAAAAUCUAUUCAGCCGUCGCCCUAUUGAGCAGUCGUACAAAGAUGAAUUGUUCAGUUUCGUUCUAUCAAUAUCUAUCCUAUCACCUUCGCAAUUAAAUACAAUUAAUUAACAGGUAAAA
Molecule: messenger RNA, 2851 nt
Organism: Daphnia pulex (common water flea)
Lineage: Eukaryota; Metazoa; Arthropoda; Branchiopoda; Diplostraca; Daphniidae
Exons: 15
Coding region: 221-2842 (873 amino acids)
Source: RefSeq, a predicted model, not a curated record